CCAAUUAUUGUAUUUUUGCAGGACUAAAGAGGGAAUUAAUUGUGUACUUGAAACCCUCCAAGGAUAAUGGAAGGGGGUCACCUACGAACUGACCUCCAACGUGUGUUACAACAAUUUCAGAACAUUAAAUCGGGGUAUUGCAAAUGAAAAAUAAAUCUACUGGCCAGAGACAAAAUAAUUGAACUGCAGCAGACAAAGAUGGAGGCUUCAUACAAACGAGUGGAUACACUAGCCAGAGUUUUCGAUGAUUACAAGAAGAAAUAUCACGAGAGUUUGCUCAAAUAUCAGGGUGAGAACUAUCAAUUGACGAAGAGGAUUGAGGAAUUGGAGAACAAGUGUAAGAGUUUACAACAAAUUAAUCAGAAUUUGGUGCUGGAGGGAAAUGCCUUUCGAGAUGAACGAUUCGAGAGACUGGAGGAUGAAGUGCAGAUUUUGGAGUCUCGGAUAGCAGUUGGACAGGAGCAACACCAGGAAGAAAUGGAAAAGUUGAGGGCAGAGUAUGAACGACGAAUAGGGGAGAAGACUGCAGUCAUUGAGAAGUUAAACGAGAAGAUUAAGUCAUUGGCACAGCAAGCAGUUGUCCACUCACCGUUUCAACAUCCAGCUUUGUAUCAAGAAGUUAAGAAAGUCAAGAAUCGAUUUGCUGUCAAGAAGAAGUCCGCCAACACAGCAUUCACAUGGCCCAGUUUGCAAGUUGAAAAGGUCAAAACAAACUCCGAUCCAGCUCCUCCACCCAAGCGAAGCAAAAAAAAACUUUUUCAUAACGAUGAAAACGAAAUUUCUGAUGUUACUGGAUAAUGAGUCAAAAAAUUACGAAUCAAAUCCGAUUCAAUCGUUAACAAAAAGUAUAUUUAUUCCAUUCCCUGAAAUGUUAAGGGUUAUUACAACUAACACAUGAUAAUUAUCUCACAUUUUAGGAUUUUAAUUCUAAGAAGGUACUGAGUAUUUGUAUAUGUACAUGAAUCCGAAAAUUAAUUCAUAAGACAUGAGUUAGAAGAUCGUCGCAAUUUUGCAUUUUGUCAAAUGCAAUUUAUAAUGUAAUAAAGCUUUUGUUCA
Molecule: messenger RNA, 1056 nt
Organism: Diachasmimorpha longicaudata
Lineage: Eukaryota; Metazoa; Arthropoda; Insecta; Hymenoptera; Braconidae
Exons: 5
Coding region: 199-798 (199 amino acids)
Source: RefSeq, a predicted model, not a curated record